AAUACAAUGACAGAAGUUUGUUGAAGACAUCAGCCUAAUCGUUCAUCAAAUGUGUGGCAAUAAAAUUCAAUGCAAAUGGAGUACAAUUCAGCAUCAAAAAAUGCCAGCUCCAAUUCAUUGGACACCGACUCAAAAUCAUCAUCGCCGAGCUCAAAACAGGGUGGUGACACAAUGGUGCCAAAUAGUAAUUUAUUUACAUUAUUAUCGGGUGAAAAAACACAAGACAUGAAAAAUGAUGUUACAUACAUUUGCCCGUACAAUGGUCCAGUCCGCGGAACACUUACAAUCACCAAUUACCGGUUACACUUUCGAUCGAUUCCGAUUAGCGAAAAACAAAAAGAUCCAAUGAUCAUAGUUGAUGUUCCGUUGGGUGUUGUAUCGCGCGUUGAAAAAGUUGGCGGUGUUAGUUCACGCGGUGAAAAUUCCUAUGGUAUCGAUAUAUUUUGCAAAGAUAUGCGAAAUUUGCGAUUUGCCCACAAACAAGAAAAUCAUUCACGACGUACCGUCUUCGAAAAAUUACAAAUGUACGCAUUCCCAUUGUCAUACAAUGAAAAAUUAUUUGCGUUCUCAUACAAAGAAACAUUCCCAGAAGAUGGAUGGACGGUUUACGAACCGAUUGCUGAACUCAGACGAAUGGGCGUUAAUAUGGCUAAUAACGAUACGUGGCGAAUCACGCGAAUCAACGACAAUUAUGAAAUAUGUGAUAGCUACCCAGCCGUAUGGGCAGUUCCAAAAACCGCAUCAGACGAAUUGUUGAAGCAAACGAGUAUGUUUCGUUCAAAGAAUCGAUUGCCAGUGCUUAGCUGGAUUCAUCCAAAUUCAUUGGCCACCAUCACACGAUGCUCACAACCGUUGGUCGGUGUGAGUGGCAAACGCAGCUCGGAAGACGAACAUUAUCUGACAUGCAUUAUGGAAGCAAAUGCACAAUCUGACAAAUUAUCCAUCAUGGAUGCUCGACCCAGUUCGAAUGCUAUAGCGAAUAAAGCCAAAGGAGGCGGUUACGAAGCCGAAGAUGCAUAUCAAAAUGUUGAAGUGAUUUUCCUCGAUAUUCACAAUAUUCAUGUGAUGCGUGAGAGCCUACGAAAACUAAAGGAAAUCUGUUUCCCGGCAAAUGAUGAUCAAAAGUGGCUAACAGCUGUUGAAAGUACUCUAUGGUUAAAGCACAUCAAGUGUAUUCUAGCUGGUGCCGUUCGUAUUGUAGACAAGAUCGAAAAUAUGAGUACAUCAGUUGUUAUACAUUGUUCGGAUGGCUGGGAUCGUACAUCGCAACUUUCCGCAUUGGCAAUGUUGUUGCUUGAUCCAUACUAUCGAACAAUAAAAGGUUUUGAAGUGCUCAUCGAAAAAGAGUGGUUGUCAUUCGGUCAUAAAUUUCAACAAAGAAUUGGUCAUGGUGACAACCAUCAUUCGGACGCCGAUCGAUCUCCAGUCUUUUUACAAUUUAUCGACUGUGUUUGGCAAGUGGGCAAGCAAUAUCCACAUGCCCUCGAGUUUAAUGAACAUUUUCUAAUCACCAUUUUGGAUCAUCUAUACUCGUGCCGAUUCGGCACAUUUUUGUGCAAUACUGAACGUGAACGGGUUACAGAGAAGCUCAAGGAAAAUACGGUAUCGUUGUGGUCAUUUAUCAAUGCAUCGAGUGACCAAUAUCGUAAUCCCAUUUACGGUGGUCGUCAGUGUCCCAUUGAAAUGGUAUUGAAACCAAUCGCAAGUAUGCGUCACAUUCGUCUAUGGCGAGGUCUUUACUGCCGUUGGAAUCCAUGCAUGCGUGCUCGGGAUCCGGUAUAUCAACGAACCCGUGAACUACUCGCUCUACAAGAACAACUUCAAAAACAAACGGAUGAAUUUCGAUUAGAAAAGAACCAAAAAUCGGCGAAUCAAGGUUGUCGAUUGGCAUCGCCACUUCAUUAAAACGACCCGCUGUGCUUCACAAAUAAAUAAAACAAUUUUUUUUUGUUUGCGUCAGCCGCUAAAAAUUCACUUUACAUACGAAUAACAUAGAUUUUUAUUGAUAUAAUUACUUAGAGAGUAUGUAUUAAAUCCAAUACACAUUUUAUAUGCAAA
Molecule: messenger RNA, 2058 nt
Organism: Contarinia nasturtii (swede midge)
Lineage: Eukaryota; Metazoa; Arthropoda; Insecta; Diptera; Cecidomyiidae
Gene: mtm
Product: myotubularin-related protein 2
Exons: 7
Coding region: 70-1905 (611 amino acids)
Biological process (GO): dephosphorylation
Molecular function (GO): phosphatidylinositol-3,5-bisphosphate 3-phosphatase activity
Source: RefSeq, a predicted model, not a curated record